AUGAGGUUUUGGUUCUGCGCUACGUUCUUGCUAUGUGCAGCUACCUCGCAGACUAUCCUCUGGUCAACAUCAGACUACCGGUACCUUCUCUUGCUCGUGCCACCAUUGAACCCGCACUGGCUUGACGCAGCGUUCAGCUCACAAUGGCAGGACUGGAGGGUUGCUCUUGAUUCGGGCACCCUCGACGUCGUAGUCUAUGAUGACGCUAUCGCGAGCCCCGACAGUCUGCUGAACAGCAAAGCCACCUGGUGGUACCUGUUCCCGGAGAGCUUCCUUCGGUUGGGCCCCGCUGCUUAUCCUCCCCUUCAUCCUCCUCUCGCUCCCCUGCCUCCCAACGGAAGUGACAGAAGAGCAGCAGCGACGAACCCGACAUGUAACCUGAGCUCUCUCGUUCCUCUCACUUCGUUCACCGCCUCUCGCAGCAUCAUCAGCACCCGCUGCGGAUCGAAGCUUGGUCUCUUCGGAGCGGUUACCCCCGGCCGAGUCGUGCGCACUGCGACCUGUCUCAACUUCCUCCCCUCCUCCAAGUGGUUCCUCAUCAGCAAGAGGAACUCCGGAUACCUCAAGCUCCGUCCGGCCUCCGAGCAAGAUCUCGUCGGAGCUCUCUGGCACAUUGCUGGCCUUCAGCUGAGAGGGAAGUACUACCGAGGGGAGGAGAGGACCCGCCUCUCUCAAGUGUCCUUGCAGCUUCUACCGGGCAGCAGGACCACAGCUGGAGGGGAGAUCUUUGGAUGCUGCAGGAAUGGGACGUCGAGGCUCUGCUCCCGGGCUGCUGGAGAGUCAGUCUGCAAGGGGGAGGGAGGAAACGGUCAGGCAGCGACGGGGAAUGUUGACAGGAGAGACUGGGACGACGGGCGAUGGCCCAAGGAGGGGGCGGUAUCGUGCCCGACAGUCUCAUCGUGGCAGCCGAGAAUCUCGAGCUUCUGGCCCAGGAGGGGCCGAGCUGGAGGGGGAGGGACCCUAACAGUCUACGGGGAGAACUUCGGUCUGUACGGCAGCCGCCCUCUGAUCCGGGUGGGGCAGGAGGAAGCCAAGUGCGGGUACCCUCUGUCGCAGUGGACGGCAGGGAGCGCGCCCUCUGACCCGAUGCUCCUCCCCUCGCACUGCAGGGACGGGCUGCUCAACGGGGGAGAGGAUAAGGUAGACUGCGGAGGGGCCGACUGCCAGCCCUGUCAGCUCAUGCAGCUCAACGAGCACUGUAGCGAUGGGGUCCAGAACUUCGACGAGACUAAGGUGGAUGAGGGAGGAAGGGACUGUCUGCCCGAGCAUUGCUUCACAGCUGCUGUCGGGGACGAGACGGGAAACAACUGCGGAGGGUCCUGUCAGCCGUGCAACCCAGCCAGGCAGGAUGUCUCCCCGCAAACUUCAGUCCUCCUUUGCAGCAUCCCACCAGGCACGAUGGCUCGAGAGCCCCUCCAGGUCGCCAUCCCGCAGGGCGAAGUCGGACACGUCAUGCACACCUCCUGCGCCUCCUAUCUCUCAGCUGGGGACCUCCUUCAGUACGGCAGCGUGGAGAUGAAGUGGUCCAGCUUCUUGAAGCCCUUGACCGACACCUCCCAGCUGCAGGCCAGCUCGCUGGCCGUUGACACCGUCACGGGGGCGAUCUUCGUCUCCGGCUCCCUGCUCGGCUCGAUGGCCACAGGGACCACGAGGGGGGUCAGCUCGUUCCAGCUGGGGGAGGUCAGGGAGGCAGCUGGGGGGAGGAGCUGCUCUGCGGCUCUUCUACCGGGGGUUGUCGGGAGUUUUCUCGCUCGUUUCGAAGCCUCCGGCAGCUGCUCGUGGCUGACAACAGCCGAGCCCUUCACGUGCGUCUUCUCCGGUGACUGCACAGAUGGAAGGCUGCAAGACGGAGGGAGUCUCAGCCUUGACGACCUUGUCCUCUACUCGACGCCGAGCGGGAGGAGGAGGCUCAUCCUCUCCGGCGUCUUCGCCAAGUCUCCCGCCAUCCUCUACAACGUCGACCCCGUCACAGGGCUCAGCAUGAAGCAGUCAACAGCCCCUUCCUGCCCUUCACCCGUCUACAGGGUGGCUGACCCGAACUCCCGCCCCUCCUGCUCCUCCAUGCGCAUCGAUCGGAGCUUCCCUUCCUCCAGCGGCUUCAUCGCGGUCUUCACGGACACCGGCAUCCUCGAGCUGCUCGUCCAGGGCGUCGCCUCCUCCUCCUCCUCUUCGGCAGCUCUUCCUUCCCCCCUGAUGCUGACGCUCUCCCCCGCUAACGUCAUGCAGCCUCCUCCUCCCCUCGUCUCCUCCUUUCCUCAAGGAACCGUCGGAUCCCUCCUCUACUUCGCUGGUACCCUCAGCGUUCGCGCGAGCUCGACUCUGGUCAACAUCUCCUUUCCCCAGCUCAACUUUCAGUCCUCCCAGUCCUUCGCGGCAGCCGUCGCCUCCCUCCUGCCCUCCUCCGACUCUUCCGUUGGCUUCGUGGGAAAGGCCUUCUUCACCGAGUCCUCCUUCCUCCUCCUGUGGGUUCGCUUCCUCUCAGAUCUUGGCGCGCAGUCAGGCGUCAACCGCGUCAAGUCGUUCUCUGCCUCUUCCUCCUUCCUCGUCCUCUCCGCCACCUUCGGCCCUCCACCCUCCUCUUCCGUCAAGACUGUCAGUGUAGAGAGCUGCCAAGGAGGGAUACCCGGCAUGAGCGUGUUCUGUGCAGGAGGAGGAGGAGGAGGAGGAGGAGGAGGUCAGCUUCUUAGCUUUUCUCUGGCGGAGAGCUUCACCUACGAUGGACCGGCAGGAGGAUACAACAGCCUGGUGAUCUGCUUCAACGAGGACGGCAGCAUUGCCUGGAGCAAACGGCUGAGUCAGAUGAUCGUGAUUUCCUCCUCCUCCAUCUUCGAGGGCGUUCGCUUCCUCCGCAACCGCCCGGAGUUCACCAGCGACGCCUCCUCCGUCCCCUUCUACGCACCGAGCAUGGAGGAGGCGGUCAGGAGGUACGGGGAGGAGGCGAUCGACUUCACUGCCGUCACCUUCGUCGUGGUUGCGGGCACCCUGGGAUCGAGCGGGAGCAGCGAGCAGAGCUCGGUCUCAGCUGACUUUGGGGUGACGCGGCAGCCGCUGGGCUGCAGCAGGAGGUUCAAGGUGGGAGAGCAGGGAGGAGCCCCCGCAUCAGAACCUUGCAGCGGCUUCCUGCGGCCGCAGGGGACGGGGUCGGACUCGUUCCUGGUCAAGUACGAGGUCUCGUCGGGGCUGCCGGAGUGGGUGAAGCUGGUUGGGAGUGCGAAUCAGCGGGAGGAGGUGACGACGGUGAAGGUGAAGGAGGAGGACGGGAGCAUCGUAGCUGCGGGAACCAUGGUCACUCCGUUCCUCUCCUUCUCCCCUGGUGUUGCUCUGGAUGUGUUCGGGAUGGUGAGGAGCGGGAGGCCCAACGCUGCAGGAUGCAACGCGGUGUAUGGGAACGCAGCGAUCAUGAAGGCGGACACUGCGAGAUCGUCGACGGCCUUCGACCUGUCGUUGUCAGCAAUCAAGACGGCAUCGAGUGGGAGGAGUGGAUCCCAGCAGAGCACGGGAGCUGGAGCAACUGGAGCCCUCCUAGGACGUGCUCGCAGGAGGGCGAACUUUCAGGACCAGUGGGAGGUACUGGGUUGCUCUGCUGACGGCCUUGUCUGGGCGAGGACGAUAGCUACGGGGAAGAACAUUAUGAGCCUCCAGGAGUCGUCCGUCCCCGUCCUGUCCACCAGCAAAGAUGACAUAUGUUGA
Messenger RNA from Guillardia theta CCMP2712, 3690 nucleotides. RefSeq lists its product as hypothetical. The transcript has 11 exons. Bases 1 to 3690 code for a protein of 1229 amino acids. Lineage: Eukaryota; Cryptophyceae; Pyrenomonadales; Geminigeraceae. The record is from RefSeq and is a predicted model, not a curated record.